AUGUUUAAGGGAUCUCUACAAAAAAUUUUAAGAUCAACGGCACUUCGUGCAACUAUGAUAAGGGUACCAUUGAGAACCAUUUUUCCAAAAUCACCCACCGUUCAUAAGUAUUUAAGGACGUAUUUUUCAGUAAGAAACUAUUCAAUAACUACAACAAAGGGGGAUGUGAUCCCUGAUGAAGUCAUAGAUUUACCUCUACAAAUAUACCAUUCAGAAUCAGAUCUAUUCUUGGAGAAUCUUAUGGACAAAUUGGAGCUCUUGAGCGAGACCGAUCCGGAUAAAUGGGGCACUGAGUUGGAGCUGAGUCAUGGUGUAUUAACCAUUGAUAUUCCAAGUUUGGGUACCUACAUCAUUAACAAACAACCUUCCAAUAAACAGAUAUGGAUGUCAUCACCUGUGUCGGGACCAAACAGGUUUGAUUAUUAUCAUAAAAAAUGGAUUUCUUUAAGGGAUAAUGAGCACUUAAUAGAUAUAAUCAAUAGAGAGUUCAGUGGCCUUAUACCUGCUGGCCAUAGUCUUUAG
This is a messenger RNA of Naumovozyma castellii, 522 nucleotides long. Its product is annotated as frataxin family protein. The coding region runs from base 1 to 522 and encodes 173 amino acids. The record is from RefSeq and is a predicted model, not a curated record. The transcript has a single exon. NCBI's taxonomy places the organism in Eukaryota, Fungi, Ascomycota, Saccharomycetes, Saccharomycetales, Saccharomycetaceae.